AUGGGAGGAGCAGUGGUGGACGAUGGGCCUCCGGGUGUGAAGGCCCCAGACGGCGGCUGGGGCUGGGCAGUGUUGGCCGGCUGCUUCGUCAUUACUGGCUUCUCCUACGCUUUCCCUAAGGCUGUCAGCGUCUUCUUCAAGGAACUAAUCCGAGAGUUUGAUGUCGGCUACAGUGACACUGCUUGGAUCUCAUCAAUACUGCUUGCCAUGCUAUACGGCACAGGACCUCUGUGCAGUGUGUUGGUGAACAGGUUUGGCUGCCGACCAGUGAUGAUGGUUGGAGGGCUCUUCGCCUCACUGGGAAUGGUUUUGGCCUCCUUUGCUACUAGCAUCAUACACAUCUACCUCUGCAUUGGAGUUAUUACAGGUCUGGGUCUGGCGUUGAACUUCCAGCCGUCUCUGAUAAUGCUGAAUCGCUACUUUAGUGAGAAACGUCCUUUAGCCAAUGGCUUAGCAGCAGCGGGCAGCCCUGUGGCACUGUGCUGUCUCUCCCCACUGGGACAGAUUCUCCAGUACCAGUAUGGCUGGAGGGGGGGGUUCCUCAUACUAGGAGGCAUUCUGCUCAACUGUUGUGCCUGUGGUGCCCUCAUGAGGCCCCUGUUUCCCCCUAAGAAGCCACAGUAUCUGGAGGAAAGCCCUCCCACAGCUGCAGUAGGGAAAAAAAAGAAACUGUUGGAUUUCAGCGUGUUCAAGGACAGAGGUUUUGUCAUCUAUACCCUUGCAGCGUCCAUUAUGGUGCUGGGCUUGUUUGUGCCCCCUGUGUUUGUGGUCAGCUAUGCUAAAACCCUCGGCUAUGAAGACACAAAGUCUUCACUGCUGCUCACCAUCUUGGGAUUUGUCGAUAUGUUCGCUCGGCCCGCAUCGGGACUCAUAGCGGGCAUGAAGUGGGUACGGCCCAGAACCGUCUACCUUUUCAGCUUUGCUAUGAUCUUCAACGGCUGCACUGACCUCAUAGGAUCCCAGGCAAAUAACUAUGGAGGUCUGGUGGUCUUCUGUAUCUUCUUUGGUAUCUCGUAUGGCAUGGUGGGAGCGCUACAGUUCGAGGUCCUCAUGUCUAUUGUAGGGACAGAGAAGUUCUCCAGUGCCAUAGGCCUGGUGUUGCUGAUGGAAGCCUUUGCUGUACUAGUGGGACCUCCUGGAGCAGGUCGCCUCUUGGAUGCCACCCAUCAGUACAUGUACGUCUUCCUGUUGGCAGGCUGCGAGGUCACACUGUCGGCCUUUGUCAUCGCCAUAGGCAACUUCUUUUGCAUUAGCAGGAAAAAGAAAGAUCUAGAGGCUGAGGUGGAAAUGGCGGUGACUGCUUCAGAGAAGGAGGGACUGAACUUUGGGGUGGAAGGCGAGGAAGAUCAUGUAGGUGAAGCGGAGCCUAAGGAGAAAGGAAAGGUCUUGAAAGCAACGGAAGAAGCGAUGAUAGUUAAGGAGAUGGGAGACAAUGGUGGAGAAGACGCAUUAUAAUGAAAAAAAAGACUAGUGAAACUGUACACCAAAAGGAUAUAAAAGGACUGAGGAUGAUGUGUGACAAAUAGAAAUAGGAGCCACACAAAGUGAAGGAGUGUGAACAAAGUAUGGUAAGAAAAGACGACUAUUAGUGCCUUUAUAAUGGAAAUCACAGUUUGAUGUAAUGGAUACAAGGCAGAGAGUGUUCAUAAGCAAGAACUGGGUUUGUCUGAACUGUUCAAAUGCAACAUUUUGAUCAGAGGCUGUACAUCACGUUUGAUCAGUUAAAUAGUUGCUGUAGUAGUUUAAAAUACAGCUAUCCCUUAGGCAUGAAAAUGUCUCACUUUACUUUACUGGUAACAAUUAUCAGCUUUUCAAUAACUCAAAUAAGGUGUUCUUUACUGCUGUCAACUUAGACCCACACAGCAUUUGGAACAAAGACAUUUAAUUCCAGUUUUGCUUACCUUUACCAGCACCAGUUUUACAAUCAUAUCCAGUUUUCACCAUUAAGGACUCAAGAUAUUCCUAAUGAUAAAUACGUUGAUU
This is a messenger RNA of Etheostoma spectabile (orangethroat darter), 1983 nucleotides long. RefSeq names its product solute carrier family 16 member 3b (gene slc16a3b). The coding region runs from base 1 to 1455 and encodes 484 amino acids. The transcript is spliced from 5 exons. The record is from RefSeq and is a predicted model, not a curated record. Lineage: Eukaryota; Metazoa; Chordata; Actinopteri; Perciformes; Percidae. Gene Ontology annotation, molecular function: lactate:proton symporter activity. Gene Ontology annotation, cellular component: basolateral plasma membrane. Gene Ontology annotation, biological process: monocarboxylic acid transport; transmembrane transport.